Necator americanus (New World hookworm) is the source of this 4239-nucleotide messenger RNA. RefSeq lists its product as uncharacterized. The record is from RefSeq and is a predicted model, not a curated record. NCBI's taxonomy places the organism in Eukaryota, Metazoa, Nematoda, Chromadorea, Rhabditida, Ancylostomatidae. Gene Ontology annotation, molecular function: ATP transmembrane transporter activity; calcium ion binding. Bases 1 to 4239 code for a protein of 1412 amino acids. Gene Ontology annotation, cellular component: mitochondrial inner membrane. The transcript has 17 exons. Gene Ontology annotation, biological process: transmembrane transport; ATP transport; ADP transport.
AUGAUGUACGAAUCGGAGACUUGGGCAACACCAUCUACGGUGAUGGAGAAGAUUGAUCGCACGAAAAGGAAGCUGCUUAGAAGGUUGCUUGGCUACUUUUGGCCUAGGGUAUGCCACAGUGAAGAUCUUUGCACGGAAAUUGAUGUAGUUUACCGGCGGAUGACACGUGGAAGAUAUCAACAUCUUGCACCGCCUUCGAAAGCGGCUAAAGUAAAUCGUCUUCGCUUCUUUGGUCAUAUGUUAAGGAGACCGGCAGAUCGCCUCGUCCAACGAGUUCUGAAGAGUUCGUCGGGUUCGAGCUGGAAGAAGCCACCUGGCCGAAAACGGAAGUUCUGGACUGAGGUGGUAAAAGAGGACCUGAGGACACUUGGCGUGGAUAGGCAGUUCAGGCGAGACAAGAUCGAGAAGGUUGGGCAGAGCUGUGUUCAAGGACGGCGCACCUCGGCGAAGAUGCGGGUAAUCGCAUCAGGCGAUGACAUCAGCCCUCCGAUUAAGUCAAAAGCUAGGGCGUACCCCAGAAGCGACGCGCAUUAUCCUCGCCCGGGCAAUGUGGCAAAUAUGCGAGAGCUAUCGGCUAGAGGACGGAGCCGGCCAAAGAAGUUAGUCCGCCAUCGCCAGCAACAUCCAGUGCGCUUGGCAACACUUAACGUUGCGACGCUUACUGCAAAGAGUCGUGAACUGGCAGACAGUCUCAGAAAACGCUGUGUUGACAUAUGUUGUGUACAGGAGACUCGCUUUAAAGGCUCCAAGUCAAGGGAAUUAGGCGAUGGCUACAAGCUCAUCUACCACGGCACAUCAAAUUGCAGUGGUGUUGGUAUCAUACUGAACGAGUCGUUUAGAAAUAGCGUCACAGCAGUGGAUCGACUAUCGGUUCGCUUGAUGGCUGUAAAAGUAGAUACAGGAGAAGUGGAAUUGCGAGUCGCAUCUGCUUAUGCGCCACAGAUGGGCUGUAGUGAAGAAGAGGAAGCGUGCUUUUGGGAAGAUCUGGAGCAGUACGUCCAAUCCCUGGAAGGCGAAGACGUACUUCCAAUUGGAGGAGACUUCAACGGACAUGUCGGUUCUCGGAAAGACGGGUUCGAGAGUUGUCAUGGUGGAUACGGUUUUGGAGCUCGCAACGACGACGGGUUGCGAAUCCUGGAGUAUGCUGCUGCAAGUGACUUGAUCAUUGCUAACACGCAGUAUCGGAAAAGAAAAUGGCAUUUGAUCACGUACACCAGCGGCGGUCGUGAAACACAAAUAGAUUUCUGGAUGUUACGCCGACGAGAUCGCCGACUUCUGCAGGAUUCAAAAGUCAUCCCUACAGACCAUGUCGCUGCCCAACACCAUCUGCUCGUUAUGGACUUGAAAAUCUCCCGUCCAAGGAAGAGACAUCCAAGGACUGAAACACAGCGCAUCAAAUGGUGGAAUCUGAAGGAUCGAAAGGAGGCGGCAAUUCGUGAGAAGAAGUCCAAGUAUAAGCUCAGGUGGAGGACACGUCAGCCUGAUGAUCGGGAUACUUACCUAGCGGCGAGGAGGGAGACUAAUAAGGCAGUCUCCAAGGCGGACCGCUACAAGGCUGUGUACGACAUGUUUGAUACCAGAGAAGGCGAGCGGGCAGUGUAUCGUUUAGUCAGAGCGCGACAUCGCUCAACGUUGGAUAUGGAACACACCAAGAUCGUCAAGGGAGCUGAUGGAGUCGUUCUGCGCCGCUCUGGUCAGAUCCUGGAGAGGUGGCGAGACUACUACAAUCACUUGUGUAACGAAGAGUUCUGUCAUCCUCCCAUCGCAACUGUUCCCAGCGUCGAGGGUCCUGUUCUACCAAUUACUGCCGUCGAAGACUGCAGCACUAUAGAUGCUAUCCAUGCUGUCCGAAUCCUCCUGGAGAAACAUCGAGAAAAGAACCGCAGUGUGCAUCUUGCUUUUCUCCAUCUCGAGAAAGCUUUCGACCGUGUCGCACAUGAGCUGUUAUGGAUAUCUAUGAGGUCGCAUAGAGUACCAGAAGAAUAUGUGUGGUGGAGAAAGCUGUUUUAUGCGAAGCCUACCAGCAUUGUCCGAUGUGCUGCUGGAACAAGCAGGUCAUUCCCUGUACAAGUUGGGGUUCAUCAGGGUUCAUCCCUUUCACCCCUGCUGUUCAUACUGUGCAUGGACACGAUGACGAAGGAAAUCCAGAAGCAGCAUCCGUGGACUCUACUCUUUGCCGACGAUGUCAUGCUCGCGUCGGAGUCUCGAGAUGAUCUUCAGAAACAAGUGCAGUCUUGGAUGGAUCAGCUGCAGCAAUAUGGAUUGCGCCUCAACACAUCAAAAACUGAGUACAUGGAGUGCGGACCAAGGAUAGAGGAUGGUUCAAUUCGUGUCGAUGGCACCGAAUUAAACAAGGUGAACUGUUUCAAGCACCUUGGAUCCAAAGUGACUUCCACAGGCGACAUUGAUCAAGAAGGUCGAGCACGUGUUAAUGCGGCAUGGAUGAAAUGGAAAAUGGCAACAGGCGUACUGUGCGACAGGAAAGUCCCUGUUCGACUGAAGUCGAAGAUCUACAGGACGGUUGUGCGUCCUGUCGCCCUUUACGGAUGCGAGUGCUGGCCGACGAGGAAAGCCUUGGGAAGAGUGUUUCACGCUAUGGAGAUGCCGAUGUUAAGGUGGACGAUAGGUGUAACGCUAAAAGAGAAAGUAUCCAACGACACUGUGCGCUCCAUCUUCGGCGUCGUCCCGACAACUGAGAAGAUGGAGGCCCGACUGAGAUGGUUCGGUCACGUCUUGCGGCGAGAGGAAAAUUCUGUUGCCAAAACCGCACUGAAGCUCGACGUUUCAGGAGGAUCAAUCUCGAAGGAAACUGCAAUAGCUACUCAUGCUGCACUAUCUGAUCUUUCACCCGAAAAAGAAAAGAGACUCAGGGAACUGUAUGAACGUUUGGACAUAAACAGUGAUGGAACAGUUGAUAUUAGGGAUUUAACAGCUGCUUUGAAACAUGAAAUGCCUCAUAUCCCUACUCGAUUGGCUCCGAAACUUAUGGCACGUAUCAAUUCCGGAGGCGAUGACAGCAUCAAUUUUGGAGAUUUUGUAAGAUAUGUGGUCGAGCACGAAAAAAGGUUGGAAAACAUAUUCCAGGAUCUCGAUAAGAACAAUGACGGGUUAAUUGAUGUUCGAGAAAUAAAAUUAUUCUGCAAUGAACUGGGGAUACAUCUUGAUGACAGGAAGGCUCGAGACAUAUUGCAUCGGAUGGAUCGGUCGGGCUCCUCAUCAGUAGAUCUAUCUGAUUUUCAACAGUUUAUGCUUCUCUAUCCAAGCUCCGAUGUUAAGGAUAUGGUCGACUUUUGGCGUCAUAACCUUGUAAUAGAUAUAGGGGAGGAUAGUCAAGUGCCAGAAGAUUUCACUAACCAAGAGAUGAUAUCUGGUGUCUGGUGGCGGCAUUUGGUUGCUGGAGCUGUUGCGGGCUGCAUGUCUAGAACAUGCACUGCUCCUCUUGACAGGCUUAAGUUGUUUAUGCAGGUCCACUCCACGCGAAGAAACCGUGUUGGUGUAAUAUCAUCGUUGCGGUUGCUCUAUGCGGAAGGAGGGACUAAGUCUUUUUGGAGAGGAAACGGCAUUAACGUGGUAAAAAUCGCUCCCGAAUCCGCUAUUAAAUUCAUGGCAUACGACCAGUGUAAAAGGCUUAUACAAAAAUACAAAAACAGCGACGAUUUGACGGUCUUUGAGAGGCUUCUGGCUGGUUCUGCUGCUGGAGCUGUGUCACAAACCGUAAUAUAUCCGAUGGAAGUUUUGAAAACAAGGCUUGCAUUGAGAAAAACCGGUCAACUGGAUAACGGUUUUUUUCAUUUUGCACGCAAAAUGUAUAAGAAAGAGGGGAUUGUUUGUUUCUACAAGGGAUACGUUCCCAAUUUGUUGGGUAUCAUACCAUAUGCGGGUAUCGAUUUGGCCGUAUAUGAAACACUUAAGAAGCUGUAUGUUCGACAUCACAACGGUGGAGCAGAGCCUGGAGUUGUUGCUUUACUGGCUUGUGGAACAUGCAGCUCAACUUGCGGUCAGCUUGCCAGCUACCCCUUGGCACUUGUGAGGACCCGACUACAGGCAAGAGCAAUUUCUGGUGAUACGAUGCAACCUGAUACUAUGAGUGGUCAAAUUCGUUACAUUCUAAACAAUGAAGGAUUUUUCGGUCUCUAUCGAGGAAUAGCUCCCAAUUUCAUGAAGGUAAUUCCUGCUGUCAGUAUCAGUUAUGUUGUAUAUGAGUACAUGCGGAAACAUCUUGGUGCCACUAUGUCGUGA